UAAGAUUUUGAAUUUGAAAUCCAAUUAGACUAAUAAUUAAAGAGGUUAAUCAAAGGCUAAAUCUCUAAAUAAACCUUAUAAAAAAGGUACGGAGUUUAGACCAACAUUUUAUCAACAAUUUUCCCAUCAUUUCAACAGCUACAGUUUGAUCACAGAUCAAAGCAGCUAAAAGCGAAGAUCACAAGGAGAGAUGGCGGAGAGAGACGUGGUGGAUGAAGAGUUCAACGAGGAGAGGGCGAAGAUCGAUGAAGAUUUGGAGACGAGCAGCGAAAGUAUUAUCGCCGCGCUCAAUAUCGCUCUCAUCCUCUCUGCUCUCUCAUCGUCUGAACCCGAUGAGCAGCGUCUGAAUUUGGAUGAAAUUGAGGAGAGAGAAAGUGGAAUCCGAGGUAAAACCAGUGGAUCGAGAUCGGAUUUCCGCAACCAGGUGGGUGGAUUUAGCCGUGCUCUUGAACGGCACCAGUCGUCCAAGAUUCAAGCCAAGAUCAGAGACUGCAGGCACAGCAGAAGAUUGUGAAGCGUCAAGGAGAUUAUAGACACCCAUGUAGAUAGAGCGAUAUAUCAUAUAUGCAUCAUCGCCUACCAUCUAAUUUUGCAUUAGAUAGUGUUGCCUCGUAUCAACCGUGUUUAUUUAUCGGUGACUCAAUCGAUACCAACAUGUUAUGUUCGCAGUCCAAAUGCAUUAACGACAAAGCACAGCUCGGCUCAUAGCUGGUAAGAUGUUUCUCCUCUAUUCAUUAAGUCGAUGUUUGAGUCAACAGGGAAGAAUUAUUGUGCUUGUAGCUAUCAGAAAAUGUAUCACUCCCCAAUGUAUGAUCAUACAUCAUGUUUGUUUCCAACAAUAA
Messenger RNA from Salvia hispanica, 842 nucleotides. RefSeq lists its product as uncharacterized. The record is from RefSeq and is a predicted model, not a curated record. Lineage: Eukaryota; Viridiplantae; Streptophyta; Magnoliopsida; Lamiales; Lamiaceae.